UCUCUCUCCCACUCGCGAAAUCAGCUUAGUCUAUACCAGCAGCAAGAACGUACCAAGAAAGCUACUUGUCGUACCGCCCAGCAAAUUCCCAGAGAGCAUGAGCCCUGAUGCCGCGUUCGCGCUCGAGAUUGCCGCGGUUGUCACCGUGACGGUGCUCAUCGUCGCCAUCGUAGUCGCCGCCUCGGGCGCCUGCGACGCUACCACCGCCGGCGCGGGGCGCGCCGCGGUGCACGACGUCGAGCGCGCGCUCAGCGCCGCCACGCUCAUGACGUACGAGGAGGCGGCGGCGGCCGGGAAGGGGAGCCGGAAGGUGUCUCUGCCGACGCAGCCGUCGACGGAGGGGAAGGAGGGCGGCGAGGAGGAGCCACAGCAGUGCUGCGCCAUCUGCCUGUCGGAGUACGCCAAGGGCGACGAGCUCGUGCGCGUGGUGCCGGCGUGCGGGCACUUCUUCCACGCGGAGUGCGACGUCGACAGGUGGCUCCGGGCGCGCCGGACCUGCCCGAUCUGCCGCGGCCAGUUGUGGCCUCUGCCGGGGCCGCCACGGCCCGAGUGCCCGCCGAUGCCGCCGCGAGGAGGCGGCGCCACAGCGGGCUCGCCGUAGUGAGUCAAUCUGCUUAUUUGAUCAACUUCCAUUGCUGAUUCUUGGGCUCGCCGUAGUACUUGUUAGGAUUGCACUUGGGGACGUUAUUCGAGAGGUGAAAUGGUAGAUUUUUUCUUGUUCCAUUAAAAUUAUGUAAGCCUUGUUGCUAUCAAGAAUAUUCACUUUUCCUUUUUCUCAAUUCUUGUAUUUCAUUGUGUCAGAGGCUAAUGGGCAAUUGGUUAACUUUUU
Messenger RNA from Phragmites australis (common reed), 829 nucleotides. RefSeq names its product probable E3 ubiquitin-protein ligase ATL45. The record is from RefSeq and is a predicted model, not a curated record. NCBI's taxonomy places the organism in Eukaryota, Viridiplantae, Streptophyta, Magnoliopsida, Poales, Poaceae. The transcript has a single exon. The coding region runs from base 98 to 601 and encodes 167 amino acids.